Messenger RNA from Manihot esculenta (cassava), 2500 nucleotides. Its product is annotated as YTH domain-containing protein ECT4. The record is from RefSeq and is a predicted model, not a curated record. Gene Ontology annotation, cellular component: cytoplasm. Gene Ontology annotation, molecular function: mRNA binding. Bases 657 to 2054 code for a protein of 465 amino acids. The transcript has 9 exons. NCBI's taxonomy places the organism in Eukaryota, Viridiplantae, Streptophyta, Magnoliopsida, Malpighiales, Euphorbiaceae. Gene Ontology annotation, biological process: mRNA destabilization.
UUUAUUCCCUUGGCUCCCCCUGUUUGCUUCUUCUAUUCUUCUUCUUCCAUUUGCUCUUUUCUUCUGUGAUUUCAAAUCUGUCUCCGUUAUCAUAUUUUGUAAAGGAAAAUUUUUUAUCCUUACUUUUCUGUUUCGAUUCUUAGCUUUCAGACAAUACAGCGUCAGUUUCGGAUUCGAACGAAGCUAUCCAUAUUUUUUCUUUUCUUUCCUUUUCUCGGGAAACAAAGUUGUUACCGAUCUGUGUUUCCUAUAUUCGAGGCUGCUUUUAAGGCCGUAUUUGGAUCUUUCCAUUUACUUCUACUUCAUCACUGUUGCUGCAAAUUAAUGGCUGCUCCAAUUCAAAAACACACUAAAACACCUGUUGAAGAAAUGAUGAGGAAUCUUAAAGUUAAUGAAGCUUCUGUCGAACUCAGAGAUUCUAUGGUUCCUUCAAAUGAUGGGAGCCCGUCAGAUACAACUUCCUGUAUUUCAUCAGCAGGAGAUGCAACAGUCAAUGCCAAGGAAGGCGAUGUUGAUCGUGAAUCCGUGGUAACUGACCAAGGCUUACCUAACCCAGCUUGCGGGUACUAUGGAUAUUUCUACCCAGUAUUUUGCCAGGUUAUGAUGGUACUCAUGGAGGGGUGGAUGACCAAGCAUACUAUGUAGCUGGUGAUGGAAUGGAAAUUCAAUAUCCUGUCAUGCAAGCAGAUAAUGGAUCUUUGGUCUACUUAAUGCCAGGAAUAUACCCAGGUCACAGUCCAUAUUUACCUGUAACCAUGGUUGCUAUAGAUGGACAACAUGUUGGCCAACAUCCAUAUCCUUCAAACACUAUUUUCCAACCGUCUAUUGCCCCUGGAUAUUUUCCAACUCCUUUUCUAAUGCCACCACCCUACCUGUGGGAUCCAUCUACUUUUGUUGGGGGAGGAUAUGGAAAUGAUUAUAGUGGAAUUGUGGAAAUUUCUGGUGCUAAGCCUAACAUGUCAUCUCACAGUCAUACACAUGCUCAUUCAAAAAAUUUUUUGACUCCGGACUUUAGUGAUUCUCUAAAAAAUAAGACUGCCCUUCAGUCAUUAGAAGUGCCAUCUGGUCAUGGCACGCACAACCAGUUAAAAUCAGUGGCCAAGUCAGAUGUACCGCGUGAAGGUUAUUUGCCAUUUGCCAAGUUUCCACCAUAUAAUCAAGGGAAGGGUGGGGUGCUCUAUACAGUUGCUCCUGUUAAAGCAAGUGCAAGGGGUUGGAGCAACAGUGAAAGGCCAAAAGCAAGAAGCAAAAUUAGUAACAUUAGCAAUUUUGGCUCACUUACUGAGCAGAAUUAUGUCCCUAGGACAACAAAUUCAAAAGGUUCUUUCGCUUUUGGAGGUAAUGCUGCUGGAUCUUUGGAUUCUGAUGGGACCGGAAACAGUAACAGCCUAACUUCUGUAAUUAGGAGGGAUCAAUAUAACCUUCCUGAUUUUCCAACCAAAUACGAUCAUGCAUUUUUCUUUGUUAUCAAAUCUUACAGUGAAGAUGACAUUCAUAAGAGCAUCAAGUACAAUGUUUGGGCCAGUACCCCUAAUGGAAAUAAGAGACUAGAUAGUGCGUAUCAAGAUGCACAAAAGAAAAUUGCAGAGAAAGGCAGCAAUUGUCCUGUGUUCCUUUUCUUUUCGGUAAAUGCAAGUGGUCAAUUCUGUGGAGUAGCUGAGAUGAUUGGCCAAGUGGAUUUCAAUAAGAACAUGGAUUUCUGGCAACAGGACAAGUGGAAUGGUUAUUUUCCAGUCAAGUGGCAUAUUAUUAAAGAUGUUCCAAACCCACAAUUACGGCAUAUAAUACUUGAGAACAAUGAGAAUAAGCCUGUAACUAAUAGUAGAGACACCCAGGAGGUCAAAUUUCCACAGGGUAUGGAAAUGUUAAACGUGUUUAAGAGCCAUGUUUCCAAAACAUCAAUACUGGAUGAUUUUGAUUUUUAUGAAAGCCGCCAAAAGGUGAUGCAAGAGAAACGGCUCAGGUCAUUGGUGACCCAUUUGGAUCAUAAUCAGCAGAAAGCAGAUGAAUUAAUCGGGGAAGAAAUUGAAGCAAGUGGCAAAGCAAAAGAAUAAAACAUCGGUUAAAUACUGUUGCUGAGAAUUGAAAACCAACAAUUACAUAUGAAGCUGUCAAAAGAAAAACAAAAUGGAAAAUGGAAGCUGAUGCAAAUCCCACUAAGAUUGAUGUUGAAAUUAUGGAAAAAAGGAAAAAAAAAAAAAAGUGGGUAAAGGAGAAAAUAUGAAGACCUCGUAUGGUGAUUGAAUUGAGACUGCUAAUUUUAAGAUUAGAGAUGAUUGCUUGCCGACAGCUAAAUCAAGUUUGUUCUUUUAUGUAUCGUAUGAGCAGAAGAAUGACCCACUAAUCUUAGUCCCUAACUUCUCUUUUCUUUUUCUAUUUGGAUGUAUUUGUUUCUUUUUCUAUUUGGAUGUAUUUGUUUCUUUUUCUGUUCCCCUGCUUUCACAUGUAGAUGAUAAUAAUCAAUACUCAUUGGAAUAAACUAAUAAUUGAUUAAUGUGUC